Molecule: messenger RNA, 6676 nt
Organism: Branchiostoma floridae (Florida lancelet)
Lineage: Eukaryota; Metazoa; Chordata; Leptocardii; Amphioxiformes; Branchiostomatidae
Product: EF-hand calcium-binding domain-containing protein 6-like
Exons: 31
Coding region: 297-5891 (1864 amino acids)
Cellular component (GO): nucleoplasm
Molecular function (GO): calcium ion binding
Source: RefSeq, a predicted model, not a curated record
AAACAAUCCCCGGGGUAACCCGAGCGUCGCGUCACCAUGGCGACCAAACAACAGGGUCCGCAUCCGCCUGACUCGAGUUUCGCGCGAGUCUAGCUACACACACCGGUGAUCAUGUAUUAAUGGCAACUUUUCACCAGAUUGACACAUUUCACUAACUUUCUGUGACAAGAACCUGCCACAGAAGGACCCGGUUUUGCCACUUUUGUAGCGAAGUUGGGACAGGAAAGUUUCCGGAACUGUGUCGGUACCGGCCUGAACUCGGGUGAGGUCGCCAGCUGAAAUACUAGCCCCAGACCAUGUCGGCUGCAAAGGUAGUCCAGCCGUCCCCGGAUUUCCGCGGUCUGCGCCCGCUGUCCCGCGGGAUGACCUUCUCCCCACGACCGCUCAACGCUUCCAUCUCCAGGCUGAGCUCGCGAGCGUCGCUACCACGACAGACGGCCACCAUGGAACCCGCGAGGCUCUCCGUAUCAUCAACGCCCCUGUCUCUGUCCCAGAGCAGCAUCAUGCUGAAGCCAGGCCUGAGUGUGGUGGAGAUCGAGAGCCUACUCAGAGAGAGGGUCAGGUCAAAGUUCAACGACCUCAAACUGGUAUGUAGGAGUUUCAGUCAUGCAAAGUUACUGCGUUUCAGACAUAUGUGCGUCGACCAAUCGAUGAGCAUCACCAAGGGCGAGCUCCGUCGCGUGCUCGAGACGUUCUGCUUCCCCCUGACGACGGACCAGUUUGACGCCAUCCUGGCUAAGUGUCAGCUAAACCCCAAUGGGACCCUCCGCUACACCGACUUCCUGGAGAAGUUCUACGGGAAGGAGCAUGCUGGGAAGGACGCGGCGAAGUGGUUGAGCGGGAUCCACAAGUACAACCAGACAAGGUCACCCAUGGAGGUCAGCGUGGACAAGCUGGAGAGGGAGCUCAAGGACAAGAUUGGAUCUAACCUGAAGAACUUUGUGAAGGCCUGUCGCCUGUUUGACUACAACCGAGAUGGGAAGAUCCAGAGACACGAGCUGAGGAAGGUUCUGGAGAACUACUGCUUCAGGAUGACGGACCAGCAGUUUGAUAAGCUGUGGCACAGAUAUGACUUCCAGCACACAGGAGUUGUGGAGUAUACAGAGUUCCUACGCAGGCUUGGUGUGUACGUACACAAGCACAACGCAGUCGCUCCCGACUCUACCAUGCUGGCCCUGAACUGGCAGCAGGUGGAGGAGGAGAGGAAGAAGCAGGUUGCUAAGCAGGCACUGCAGCACAAAUCUGACAAGGUCGUGGAGGGGAUGACCUUCGAACAGAUCGAGAAAGAACUCCGCAAGAAGAUGAAGAGUAACUACAGCAAUGUGAAGAAAGCUUUCCUAGCCUUUGAUGCGACAAACAGCGGCUACAUCAGCAUAGACGACCUGAAGUCUGUCCUGGUGCAUUUCACCAUCCCUAUGUCUGACCAACUGUUUUCUCAGUUGAUGGACAGGUUGCGCAUCAAGGCAUCAGGAAAGGUUGCCUGGGAACAUUUCCUGGAGAAGUUCCAGGAUCCGCAGGCUGACGGCAACGGGCAGACCAUCCCCAUCAAACCUGAGGCCAACAGGAAAGUGAACCCCAUCCGUGAAGCUGAGGGCGUCCCCCACAUAUCUGAGGUCAUAGAGAAACUGAGGAAACACAUCCUGGACGGCUACUCCACCAUCAAACAGGCCUUCCUGGUCUUCGAUGAUGAUCGAGACGGGAAGGUUUCCCGUAAGGAGCUGCGUAAGAUCAUCGAGAGUUUCACUUUCCGCAUGACAGACGAGCAGUUUAAGGAACUGAUGAUCAUCUUAGACCCUCUGCACGAAGGAUUCAUCAGCUACAAGAAGUUCCUGGACCUCUUUGAGCCGCAGGAGAAAGUGGAGGCGCACAAGUGGCUGUUCUCCACGCACAAGUACAACGCGCAGCAGCCGCCCGCCAUCUUGGCGUGGGACACCGUUGAGGACAUCCUUCGCGAGAAACUCACUGAGAACUGGAAUGCGAUGCUGGGGAUGUACCAGUCGUUUGACCCGGACGCCACGGGAACGAUCACGCGGAGGGAGCUGCGGAGGAUACUCGAUACCUUCGGCCUGCCCGUGUCUGACGAACACUUCGAGAAGAUGUGGCACGGUUGUCAAGAGAACGUUCACGGGAAUAUCGCGUUCGGAGAGUUCCUGGCCAAGCUGGGCGUCGAUGCGAAGCCCGGGGACCUGCAGGGUUUGAGUACCCAGGUGCACGAAGAGAGUUACGCACGGGAGGAACGCAGGAGGAGCGAUCAGAACCUCAGAAUCAAUGAAACUCGUUACAGAAUUAACGACAUAGAGAAGAACGCGGCAAGGAGAACGUCUAAGAUGACGGCAGACGAGGUGAUUCUGAAGCUGCAGGACCAGAUGUCUCAGAAGGACGUCCAGAUCCGCAAGACGUUCCUCCGCUACAACAAGACUGGCAAGGGAAGGGUCUCCAAGAAAGACUUCAAACAUAUCCUGGAGGAUAACGGCAUGUUCAUGGACACCAGCCAGUUCAACAGCCUCUGCAACAGACUCGGCUUCUUCAACGGGUUCCUACAGUACACAGACUUCAUCGCUGCUUUCGAGGACAGAAGACAUGGCGGUCCGGCGUCCGACAUAAUGCGUUCUGGUAACCACCGCGUGAACAGCACCAACGUGCGGUACAUGUCUGCUGAGGAGGUGGAGGAACAGCUCAGGACUAAACUUAGGGAGGGAUUCAACGACCUCCAAGAAACCUUCCUUAAGAUGGACGAGACAAAGUCCCAGAGCAUCACUCGGAACGACUUCCGCAAACUGCUGGACUCCUUCAUGUUCAUCAUGACUGAUGAGGAGUUCAACAGGUUGAUGGCCCGUCUCCAGAUCGGUAAGAAGUCCAAGAUGACGUUCCAAGACUUCCUGGCCAAGUUCCAGGAGACGGAAGGACCGGAGAGCCACCCCUGGCUAAACUCUACUCACACGUGGAACCGACCAAACGACCCAGCAGAGAUGGCGUGUGAUCAGGUACACGAGAUCCUCAAAGCCAAGGCUGAGAACGCCUGGACUGACAUUGCCAAGGCCUUUAAGCAGUUUGACCGAGACGGAAACGGCAUCAUCACCAAGAAAGAGCUGCGGAACGUGCUGUUCAGGUUCACCCUGCCGCUCAAGAGCUCAGAGUUCAACAAACUCUGGGCAAGAUACGAUGUAGACCAGAAGGGUUACCUGACUCACGGAGAGUUCGUAGAGGUUCUUGGGUUGACCUUUGCCCCCAGCGACAUGCACGGCACGAGUCGGCGCAUCGUGGACGACAGCCAGGCCUUCCUGGACCAGCAUCACCAGGGGCAGCAGGCGCGGCACCAGCAGAUCGCAGCCAAUCAGAUGAAGGCGGCGGGUCACAUGACUGCAGCGGAGGUGGAACAACAGCUCAACUAUGACUGUCAAAGUUUGACAAAACUGCACAAAAUCUCUUCCAAGCCGAAGCAAUUUUUAACCUUUGACCAACCCAGCAUGCACUACAGGGUCAAUGCGCGGAAGGCUCUUGAGACGUACUACUUUCGUGAGGAGACCCCCGACGAAUACGCUCGCGAGGCCCUUUUCGCAGGCGGAGUGAUUCCGGACGUGGUGAAGAAAAAAGUGUUUGCGACGCGCGAAGACUUUCCCCGCAAACCAAACAACGACACGAAGACCAGAGAUGCGUUGAUGGGGAAUGGCGUGAUCCCGGACCGCUCGCCGUAUGCAAGUUACGCAACGAGUGAUGGCGGGAUCCUGCCCAGUCAACGCUCCAACGACAGACAUGUUCACUUCAAGUUUUCAAACGGGGACUGUCCUAGCUAUGAGGAAAAGUACAACAAUGCUCUGUCACAAGCUCCGUCCUUUGCAAAGAAACCAUCAGAUGAGAAAAGAGCUUUUUGGAAGGCAGGACAUGCAAGAACGGAGGGAAGGAAUGACGAGAGAAGGGAGAGGAAAGUGACAUUUGCCGACAAAGUCUCCGAGAAGAAGAAAGUGAAACAGAUUCUCCUAGGCAACGGAGUCAUUCCAGAUGCCGAAAGUGAAAGUGCUGGACAUGUGAGUGAAAGUUACAUCAUGCCAAGACACGACAGAAGGAUGGCUUUCCAAGAAGACCGCUCUAACCGCAAACAAAGAUUCCUUGACGCCGGGCUGAUUUUCGACGGCAACCCAAAUUCACCAGAUCAUCUCUCAAAGGCGUCACACAAUAAUGCACGUCUUCCGAUGAACAUCUUAAAUAAACACAACUCCUCUCAUCCUUACAGAGACGACCAAUCUGACAGACAAACUUAUCGACCCGACAUGGACAGAACGACUCACUCCUUAAAUCUUAAGAACAACUUCCCAAACUCUUACGACAAAGCAAAACCAACUGAACAAGCUGAAGACGACUUGAACAAGCAUAUCCGGUUACGUCUUCUAGCAAACGGUAUCAUUCCCGAGACCUACAUGUACAAGAAUAAUAAGACCAAGAACUCCUUAAACGAACAGCCGUAUUCCAAGAAGGUGUUCUUGGAGCGCGGCCUUAUCCCCGACCCUGACAUGAGACGUCUUAAGACGACAGACGUGACGGAAGGACGGUCCUUAGAGUCUCGACAGUUUCUUGAGAAGUUUGCUGAGAUGCCGAGCACCCCUGACUACUACAGGGAUAAGUUCCGUGAGUAUUACCAGGACUUUGACAAGGCGUUCCGUAAGGUGGACUAUAACAAAGACGGAACGGUCGACAUACGGGAGCUGCAGAGGGUCCUCAUCGAACACAACUUCUUCCUGGAGGAGGAGCAGUUCUUCGAACUACUGGACAGACUCGGUUUGUCUCCUGAGAAGGGCAAGCUGUCUUACCCAGACUUCUUGAAGGCCAUUGACGACGGAAGAGCCUCCAAAUAUGGGCGGCGGCGUUCCCCAGUCAACAUCGAGGAGUACGAUGGACUCCCCGCGGAAAAGUCACUGGAGAAACUCCGUGAGAAAGUUGCAUCGAACUUCAUCGUGGUCGAGAAGGUACAAGAGGCUGUGAGCGCUCGCUUCUACGCCUUCGCUCGCUCCUUUGCGGAGGUCGACUAUGCCAAGAUUGGGGUCGUCGCUAAGGAAGACUUCCGAGACAUCCUGAACAAGAACGCGAUAAGACUGUCGGAUGACCAGUUUGACCAGUUAUGGGAGUCCAUGCCAGUUAACGAGUUCGGAAACGUCGUGUACCGAGAGUUUCUGAAGCAGUUUUCCGUGGAGAGAACGCGACUCCCAGAGGCAGGGCCCUCCCCUCCACCGACCGCCCUGUCAGAGACCCCCUCUGCCAUGGUGUUCGCUCGCAGGCCUGCCACGGCGUCCACCCCCAAGUCGGGCAGAAUGAGUGUGAUGAGCGACCGACCUUCGACCCGGAUGUCACGACCCUUCACCCCGCUGGUGAACGCGCAGGGGGCGGAGCUGCGCAUGAAGGACCGUGUGUUCCGCCACUGGAAGGACAUCCACCAUUCCAUUGUGGAAAGCUUCAACAUCUACCUGGCAGCAGACGACCUUGACCAGUUGAGGAUUAAGUACGACAUGCGGAACAACGGGAAGUUCUCGUACAAGGCGUUCCUGCGACACUUCCUCCUGCGUCUGAAGCCGCAGCAGGAGGGCAUCCUGCAGAGGAAGAAGUUGCAGACGCCGCGCUUUAGCGUGCAGCAGGGUGCUGAGAGCAGUCUCCUGUACGACGCCAUGUUACGCAUGAGAGACGUCAUCAUGGCGGAGUGGCAGCGAAUGCGCCGCACGUUCCGCGCCAUCGACGCGAAAGGCGAGGGGUUCGUCUCGCCCGUCGACUUCCGACAGGUCCUCAAGGAGUACGGAAUCAACCUCUCCGAGGAGGAAUUCUUCCACUUGAUGACUUUCUAUGACAAAGGAAUGGUGGGGAAGAUCUCGUAUAACGACUUUCUAAGAGCGUACCUGUCACAAUAGGCAUCGUACAACCAUGGGUAGGGCUAGUUCACCUUUAUCCACGGGGUAGCCUAUAUCCGUUGUAUUUAUAAAUAGCAUAUUCAGGGAGCUGUCAUUUUCUCGAAUAACGUCUCUGAGCUGUCAUUUCCCCAAGCUACGAAUGAAGCAUAUUCAGGGAUAUCUGACAGAGAGUGGUUUCAAACUGCAGUAUUAUGAAAAUAUUGCAGUUUGAUACCAUCAUCCAUGGAUUUGAUACCUCUACUAGUAAAUACCCUGUUUUUAAAUACAACGCAUAAAGGUUAUAAGGUAGAAUAUGAGGUAGAUAAGAUGAGUUUGUUGUGAUAUUUGUGUUUGUGAUGUUUUUGUGUGACGUUGAUGAAACUUUAACAGCAACUAUGGAGAGAUUUAAGGAACAAAAACUGAGUUAUUUUGACAACUUGGAAGCCAUAAUACUUAUUGAUAAGUACCAGUGAUAUUUCAACUUUUCACAACUGUUAAAACAUAAGACUUACUUAGUGUACAGUCUGAGAAAAGACAAUUGUACCAAAGAAUGUGAAAAUUGUGUUUUCAAACUUAUCUUGUAACUGUAAGUGUAAGGAGUCAGAAGGAAUGUACUGAAAAGAGAGGGAACGGGGACUAUUGUUUCUUACAUUUAACGACCUUUGCGAUACAUUAUUGAGGCUGAAGCUUCCAUAUAGAAUUACCUGAAAACAAUUUAUCUUUUUAGCUAUAAUAUACAUGUAACAGUGGUGUUCAAGUACGGCCUAUCGUCCUUGCCCAAGGGCUCUAGUGCUUUUGUGGCGACA